AAAUUUUCAUAUCGUUGUGACUCGUUUCGUAGUUCGUAGUUUGCUUCCCUGUUAUUUGGCUACGACGGUUGACUGAUACGGUGCUGUUGUUGCGAGGUUAAAACAUGCGAGUUCUGGAAAUACGUAGAUCACCUUUAUGAGAACAAGUUGUAGGCGACAAUUAGGAUGUUUCGAUCGACAAGGAGUUUGAUCAUCGCGCUGCAACGUGCGAAGGAUUGCCGUUUGCAUACGUGCGGUCAACGAUUAUCAGAGGUUGCCGAAUAUGAAUCUCCUAUCACGGACGAUUAUAAAAAGGGUCCGAUGGAGGGUAGAGCCCUUUACUUGGAUGCUCAAGCCACUACUCCAUUGGAUCCCCGAGUAUUAGAUAAGAUGAUGCCGUAUCUGACAGUGUACCAUGGUAAUCCCCAUUCCAGAACUCACAUGUACGGUUGGGAGUCAGAAGCAGCAGUUGAGCAUGCUCGUCAGCAAGUUGCAGAUCUAAUAGGAGCAGGCAAGAAGGAAGUGAUAUUUACAUCUGGGGCAACAGAAUGCAAUAAUAUUGCUGUAAAAGGUAUAGCGAGGUUCUACAAAUCCAAGAAAACUCAUAUUGUGACAACCCAG
Trachymyrmex septentrionalis is the source of this 600-nucleotide messenger RNA. RefSeq names its product probable cysteine desulfurase, mitochondrial. Gene Ontology annotation, biological process: iron-sulfur cluster assembly. Gene Ontology annotation, cellular component: nucleus; mitochondrion; cytosol. NCBI's taxonomy places the organism in Eukaryota, Metazoa, Arthropoda, Insecta, Hymenoptera, Formicidae. The record is from RefSeq and is a predicted model, not a curated record. The transcript is spliced from 4 exons. The annotation marks the transcript as partial. Gene Ontology annotation, molecular function: cysteine desulfurase activity.